This is a messenger RNA of Zophobas morio, 279 nucleotides long. RefSeq names its product lipopolysaccharide-induced tumor necrosis factor-alpha factor homolog. NCBI's taxonomy places the organism in Eukaryota, Metazoa, Arthropoda, Insecta, Coleoptera, Tenebrionidae. The transcript has 2 exons. Gene Ontology annotation, molecular function: zinc ion binding. The record is from RefSeq and is a predicted model, not a curated record. Gene Ontology annotation, cellular component: cytoplasmic side of late endosome membrane; cytoplasmic side of lysosomal membrane; nucleus. Bases 1 to 279 code for a protein of 92 amino acids.
AUGCAUGAACCCGGUUCAGCAAACGUACUAAAUCAGGAUCCCCCAGCCUAUGGAUCGGAUAGUAGAAGCCCUGAUGAUUCUCAAAAUGUGCAAUCAAAAGUUAUUACUACGUCGGUGGCUCAUAAGGCUGGGCUAGCCGCUUGGCUUGCAUGCCUUGGUCUAACCUUAAUAGGAUGUUGGCCUUGUUAUUUAAUUCCUUUCUACUUGGAUGUAGUAUUAGAUGUUAUUCACAGCUGCCCUGCAUGUGGGGUAGUUAUUGGCACUUAUCCUCGAUUGUAA